Messenger RNA from Suillus clintonianus, 807 nucleotides. RefSeq lists its product as uncharacterized. The transcript has 3 exons. The record is from RefSeq and is a predicted model, not a curated record. Bases 1 to 807 code for a protein of 268 amino acids. NCBI's taxonomy places the organism in Eukaryota, Fungi, Basidiomycota, Agaricomycetes, Boletales, Suillaceae.
AUGUAUCCUCCAGAGUCUCUGUUCCAAAUUCCGAGUGGCGAAACCCCGCCAACCAGUCCAUUGAAUAGCUCAAAGUCUAGUCCAAUUCUCCCAAAGGUCGAUUAUGCUGAAGCUUUCACUCGCGUCUACCAUGAUAGCCCCCAAAGCUCUUCUCCACCUAGUAGCCUUUGUCCCUCAUCACCCCCAGCAUCCGUCACUUCGCUUGGACAUGCUGAUGUUGGUCCACCUACUACAAAAAAGCGGGGUGGAAUACGUUCAAAGCAGAAUUUGCAGUCCAGCUACCACCCUUAUGUCCGGAAAACUCCCCCCACUCCGCAGGCCGAGCGUAAGAUGGCAAACGUGAUGGGAAGAUUAAGAUUGACUGGCGGUAUGGAUUCAGACCUUGACGAUGAUAUGACCUGCAAAAUAUUCUCUCAGGGCUUGCAGCGGCUGUCUUCUGAAGGAAUGCGCCAUGCCGCUUAUUACAAGGAGGCAGAACUUGAAUAUCACCGGCAUCUUUCAAUGGCUUUGGCUUGGGAGGCAGAGAAACUCUCGAGGCUCAGAGAUUUCAUUGAUUGUGAGCAACAGGAGCAGGAGGGACAAAGCAUUCGGGCAUUUGAGGAGGCAGAGCUCUUUACACGCAUGGUGGCUGAUCGCGACGCAGGGCGUGCUUCCCAGGAUCUCGAGUUCAUCACUUCAAUCCAACAAGAAGAGGCAGCAAGGGUCAAACAGUUGAAUAGUGAACUUGAUGAGCUGGACAUAUUCCUUUCCCCGGACACACAGGCGACUUCAGACCUCGAGCAACAGCGCCGAUGUGAAUCAGAGUAG